This is a messenger RNA of Vigna umbellata (rice bean), 1412 nucleotides long. NCBI's taxonomy places the organism in Eukaryota, Viridiplantae, Streptophyta, Magnoliopsida, Fabales, Fabaceae. The record is from RefSeq and is a predicted model, not a curated record.
UUUCUCCCAAUUCCAGCAGGGCGUGAAUGUACGCGCCAGAGUGGCACGGGCUUAGUUCAAAACUGAAAACUGCACUCCUCGGUUCAAUUCAAAUGAAAUGAAAUGAAAUCACAUCAAACUUCAUUCAUUCUGCUGCAAUGGAGCUCACCGAAGAACAACAACGGCAAGUUGAAGCGAACCGUGCAGCGGCGAUCGCAAAACGCAAAGCGUUCUUAGAAUCCAGAGCGCAACGAGAAGAACAAUCUCAUGGUGAAGGAGAAAAGACUACGAACCCCAACCCAUGGCACCUUUUCAAGUGCCAAAAGUUCCCUAAACCUCAACCCCCGAAGUUCCUCGCCAGACUCGAAAUAUGCUCCGCCGAUUCCUUCUCCAUCACACCCAUUCAGCUUCCUCCGUUCCCCUUCCCCGGUCACCAGCAUUGCCUCUCCACUCUAAACUCCAUUCUCUCACAUGUGAUGCUUUCGCACUUCACGCAGACCACCGGAGGGGUGGAGGUAUGCGUGUUCAAGCUCACGGAGUACCACGCUGUGGUCAGACAGUUGAAGGUGGAGGUGGAGGCGCUUCAGGUGGAGGAGAUCCCCUGGGCGACGUUCAACGUGGUGGAGCGUCUCUCGCUUUCGGUAGCUGCUGGGCGGUGGACGCCGGUGCGGCCGGAGCACUUGGCCGACGAGGAGGUAGAGCGCCUGAUCGCGAAACUCCCAAGGUCUCUCCUGGACGUAUUGCUCCCUUUCCAGCAUGACGGACUGCGGUUCGCGUUGAGAAGAGGCGCUCGGUGUCUCAUUGCCGAUGAUAUGGGCCUCGGGAAAACACUCCAGGCUAUUGCUAUUGCGGGGUGUUUUCUGGAUGAAGGUUCCAUACUCGUGGUUUGUCCUGCUGUGUUGCGGUUCACGUGGGCGGAGGAAUUGGAGCGCUGGCUUCCUUUCUGUUUGCCGGCUGAUAUACAUCUCGUUUUUGGCCAUCAAGACAACCCUAUAUAUUUAACAAGAAAACCUAGAGUUGUGGUUAUUUCUUAUACCAUGCUUCAUCGUCUAAGAAAGAACAUGCUUGAACUUCAAUGGGCUCUUUUGAUUGUUGAUGAAUCACAUCAUGUGCGAUGUACGAAGAAAACAGAACCAGGCGAGAUACAGGCUGUUCUUGAUGUGGCUUCAAAAGUCCAUCGUAUAAUUCUGCUAUCAGGGACACCUUCUCUGUCAAGACCGUACGACAUAUAUAACCAGAUAAAUAUGCUAUGGCCUGGUUUGCUGGGGAAGACUAAAUACGAAUUUGCAAAAACUUAUUGCGAUUUAAAAUAUAUCAAAGGAAAUCAAGGAAAAUAUUUUGCGGAUUAUUCAAAGGGUGUGCGCUUGGAAGAGUUAAAUGUGUUACUGAAGCAAACUGUUAUGGUAGGAUCUCCUCCCAUAUUAAUCAUCUAA